This is a messenger RNA of Drosophila montana, 2362 nucleotides long. It is a transcript of the gene bw, whose product is annotated as brown. The coding region runs from base 64 to 2073 and encodes 669 amino acids. Lineage: Eukaryota; Metazoa; Arthropoda; Insecta; Diptera; Drosophilidae. Gene Ontology annotation, biological process: transmembrane transport. Gene Ontology annotation, cellular component: plasma membrane. The record is from RefSeq and is a predicted model, not a curated record. Gene Ontology annotation, molecular function: ABC-type transporter activity; ATP hydrolysis activity; ATP binding. The transcript is spliced from 5 exons.
GCAACCUGUACGAAAAUUCAGAUUUGUGCCUCAAAAUUUCGGGAGUACAUUGAACUCUGCGCAAUGCCAAUGGACGAGGGCGACGCACAGGGCAGCCUGUGCCUCGAGUGGAAGCAGCUCAACUAUUAUGUGCCCGCGCAGGAGCAAAGCAAUUACAGCUUUUGGAACGAGUGCCGCAAGAAGCGGGAGCUGCGCAUUCUCCAUGACGUCAGCGGUCACCUGAAAACGGGCGACCUCAUCGCCAUACUGGGUGGUUCGGGCGCCGGCAAAACCACAUUGCUGGCAGCGAUUUCGCAACGGCUGCGCGGUAACCUAACCGGAGAUGUGGUUUUAAACGGCAUGGCCAUGGAGCGGGAUCAGAUGACACGCAUCUCCAGUUUUCUGCCGCAGUUUGAGAUCAAUGUGAAAACAUUUACCGCCUACGAGCAUCUGUACUUCAUGUCCCACUUCAAGAUGCAUCGCCGGACGACCAAGUCGGAGAAGCGGCAGCGUGUCUCGGAUCUGCUGCUGGCGGUGGGGCUGCGGGAUGCGGCACACACACGCAUCCAGCAGCUGUCUGGCGGCGAGCGCAAGCGUCUCAGCCUGGCCGAGGAGCUGAUCACAGAUCCCAUCUUUCUCUUCUGCGACGAGCCAACCACCGGCCUGGACAGCUUCAGUGCCUAUACAGUCAUCAAGACACUGCGCCAUCUGUGCACCAGGCGGCGCAUAGCCAAGCACUCGCUGACCCAGGUCUACGGCGAGGACUCGUUCGCGACGCCCAGCGACAAUGGCAGCACCGGCAGCAAUUCCAUUGAAAUGGAAAUUGUGGACAACUCGCACGAGAGCCUGCUGCAGGCCAUGAAGGAGCUGCCCGCACUGGGCGUGCUCAACAACAGUCCCAACGGCACGCACAAGAAGGCGGCCAUCUGUUCCAUUCAUCAGCCCACAUCCGACAUCUUUGAGCUCUUCACGCACAUCAUUCUCAUGGAUGGUGGCCGCAUUGUCUACCAGGGACGCACCGAACAGGCGGCCAAGUUCUUCACAGACAUGGGCUUUAUGCAGCCGACGAACUGCAAUCCCGCCGACUUCUAUCUGAAGACACUCGCCGAUAGCCAAGGCUCUGGAAAUGCGGGCGAGCUGCUGCGUGCCAAAUACGAGUACGAGACGGACGGACUGUAUAGCGGCAGCUGGUUGCUGGCUCGCAGUUACGGCGGAGAUUACAUGAAGCAUGUCCAGAACUUCAAGAAGAUACGCUGGAUAUACCAGGUGUAUCUGCUGAUCAUACGCUUCAUGACUGAGGAUCUGCGAAAUAUUCGGAGCGGCCUCAUUGGAUUUGGUUUCUUCAUGACCACCGCCGUAACGCUCUCUCUGAUGUACUCCGGCGUGGGCGGCCUGACGCAGCGCACUGUGCAGGAUGUGGGCGGCUCCAUAUUUAUGCUCAGCAACGAGAUGAUCUUCACGUUUAGCUACGGCGUAACGUACAUCUUUCCCGCCGCACUGCCAAUCAUUAGACGCGAAGUGGGCGAGGGCACCUACAGCCUGUCCGCCUAUUAUGUGGCGCUGGUGCUGUCCUUUGUGCCGGUUGCCUUUUUCAAGGGCUACAUGUUUCUGUCGGUGAUCUACGCCUCGAUUUAUUACACGCGCGGCUUUCUGCUCUAUAUAACGAUGGGCUUUCUCAUGAGUCUCUCUGCCAUUGCCGCCGUCGGCUAUGGUGUAUUCCUCUCCAGCCUUUUUGAGACGGACAAAAUGGCAUCGGAGUGUGCGGCGCCCUUUGAUCUGAUCUUUCUCAUAUUUGGCGGCACCUACAUGAAUGUGGACUCCGUGCCACUGCUCAAAUAUCUCUCGCUCUUCUUCUACUCCAACGAGGCGCUGAUGUACAACUUUUGGAUUGACAUCGACAACAUUGCUUGUCCCGUCAACGAUGAGCAUCCGUGCGUUCAGACCGGCCUGGAGGUACUGCAGCAGGCGUCCUUUCGCACCGCCGACUACACCUUUUGGCUGGAUUGUGCUAGCCUCUUGGUGAUCGCAUUGGUCUUUCACAUUGUCUCAUUCACGCUAAUCCGGCGCUAUAUCAAUCGCAGCGGCUACUAUUAAGUUGAUCCUUUUUUUAUUUUAUACUAUUCCGAGUUUACAUUGUUUACAAUUCAUAAUUCAUUUAUUCGUAACCAGGCGUUAGCCGAAUAAAAGUUGAUUCUUAUACAUAUUUAUACGUAGCUAUCGUUUAGUUACAAUUAUCGAUUUGAUGCACACACCUUUUCUCAUUUAAGCUCAUUUACUGCAGCGAAAAAUAUUGCAUUUCAUUUGGAUAUGCGUCUACGUGCGUAGUCGUCUGUCUCUGUAUUUGAAGUACCGCGGUUUUUAAAUAAAUUUGGCUAGAAAACAA